Messenger RNA from Pogona vitticeps (central bearded dragon), 3008 nucleotides. It is a transcript of the gene HHIPL1, whose product is annotated as HHIP like 1. Lineage: Eukaryota; Metazoa; Chordata; Lepidosauria; Squamata; Agamidae. Gene Ontology annotation, cellular component: membrane. The record is from RefSeq and is a predicted model, not a curated record.
CCCUUUUUGGAGGAGAAAAAAAAAGGCGGCGCCCCCCCCUCCCCGCGCGCUCUCUUUGCAUCGAGGCCAGCGGGGCAUUAUUCCCUUCCCGUCUCUCUCAACCGGGGCAAGCUGCUUUUCGCUCCCUCUGGCAAGACCGGCCGGUGGUGGUGGUGGUGGGGCCCUCGGCGAAGCGCGGGAGGAACCUCCGAGGGGCGAAACCGAGGGCGAAGAGUCGGCUGCCAAGCGCUGCCUGGGACCCGAGGCGCGGCAACGAGGACUCCGCCAUGCCCGAGGGCGCGCCAAGGUCCGACCCGUGACUGGCGCACGCAACAGGCUGCCUUUUCCCUGAGGGAGGCAAGCGAAGCAUGACGCGCUCCCGGGUUCCCUCCUGCCGCCGCCGCCGCCGCUGGCCCGGGCUGCCCUCGGCCCUGCUCCACACGCUGGUGUUGCUGGGCGUGGCGUCGGGGCACCCGCAGUGCCUGGACUUCAAGCCGCCGUUCAAGCCGCCGCGCCCGCUCACCUUCUGCGUCCAAUACUCAGACUUCGGCUGCUGCGACGCGCAGCGCGACGCCGCCCUCCUGGAGCGCUACUACGGCGUCAGCGGGCACCUCGACCAGGCCGCCUACGCCGCCUGCGCCAGCCACCUGCAGGACCUCCUCUGCCAGGAAUGCUCCCCUUAUGCUGCUCACCUGUAUGAUGCUGAAGACCCUUCUACUCCAGAGAGAACUCUCCCAGGACUUUGUCGAGAUUACUGUGCACAAGUAUGGGAAAAGUGCAGGUCCAUGUUCCGCUACCUCACUUCUGAUGAAGAGUUACUGUCCAUGGAAAACAACUUGGCAAAGUUCUGCCGUUACUUGUCCUUGGACGAUACAGACUACUGUUUCCCUCACCUUCUAGCCAAUGAGCAUCUUAAUCAAAACCUUGGCUUGGUGACUGCUGAUUCGGAAGGAUGCUUGCAGUUGUGCUUAAUGGAGGUCGCCAAUGGGCUUAGGAAUCCAGUUGCUAUGGUACAUGCGAAUGAUGGAACCCACAGAUUCUUCAUUGCUGAACAAGUUGGCUUAGUCUGGACAUAUCUUCCAGAUCGCUCACGGCUUGAAAAACCUUUUCUGAACAUCAGUGAAGCUGUACUUACUUCACCUUGGGAAGGAGAUGAAAGAGGUUUUCUAGGUAUUGUCUUCCAUCCUAAAUUCAAAUUUAAUGGUAAAGUGUAUGUCUACUAUUCAGUUGAAGUUCAUUAUGAAGAGAGAAUCCGAAUCAGUGAGUUCAGAAUUUCUCCUGGUGACAUGAAUUCUGUGGACCAUGGUUCCGAAAGGAUAAUUUUGGAGAUAGAAGAACCAGCUUCCAAUCACAAUGGAGGAGAACUGCUGUUUGGUGAUGAUGGUUAUCUCUAUAUCUUCACUGGAGAUGGGGGGAUGGCUGGAGAUCCUUUCGGAGCGUUUGGAAAUGCUCAAAACAAGUCGACCCUGCUAGGCAAGGUACUCCGGAUCAACGUGGACAACAAUGACCACGGGCCUCUUUAUCGCAUCCCUCCCGACAAUCCUUUUAUUAAUGAAGCAAAAGCCCGGCCUGAAGUCUAUGCCUAUGGAGCCAGGAACAUGUGGCGCUGCUCUUUUGACAGGGGUGACCCCAACACAAAGGAAGGGAAAGGACGACUUUUCUGCGGUGACGUGGGACAGAAUAAAUUUGAAGAAAUUGACAUUGUGGAGAAAGGCAAGAAUUAUGGCUGGAGAGCAAGAGAAGGGUUCAGCUGUUAUGACAAAAAGCUCUGCGUCAAUUCCUCACUAGAUGAUGUGCUUCCAAUAUAUGCUUAUCCACACAAAAUGGGAAAAUCUGUUACAGGAGGCUAUGUGUAUCGUGGUUGUGAGUUUCCAAACCUGAAUGGACUAUAUAUAUUCGGCGAUUUCAUGAGUGGACGCCUCAUGUCCUUGAAAGAGAAUCGUGCUACAGGGGAAUGGCAGUACAAUGAAAUAUGCAUGGGAAGAGGUCAAACUUGCCUCUUUCCUGGACAUAUCAAUAACUACUAUCAAUAUAUCAUCUCUUUUGCAGAAGACGAGGCAGGGGAACUUUACUUCAUGUCAACAGGAAUACCAAGUGCCACUUCUCCUAAUGGAGUAGUUUACAAAAUAAUUGACACUUCACGGAGAGCACCACCUGGAAAAUGCCAUGUAGACCCUCUACCAGUAAAAGUGAAAAGCAGGCUGAUAAAGUUUGUUCACAAGGAAAAGUUUAUAAUGAAAACGGCAACCCCGCGCCCUAAAGUAAAAGCCACGACUAGAACUCCGAUCAGGAGCAGAACAACUGCACAGCCACCACCACCCAGCACAACUCCAGACUGGAUGGAACAAAUCUUGACCUUCCUAAGGAAUCAGAACAGAGUUCAGAUGACGACUGCAGCGCCAAAAACAAAAGCUCCAAAGCCUAGGAAAGAUGGAAGGACUGGAAGAAGAAGGGGUCAGAGAAGGAGAAAUAAGCCCAGCCAUGCCCCUGCACAGCCACGGAACGGCGCAGUCCGACUAAUGGACGGCAGCGUGAAAGGGAAAGACCGUGGCAGGGUUGAAAUUUAUAUCAAUGGGGAGUGGGGCACCGUGUGUGAUGAUCUGUGGACGUCAAAAGCAGCUGCUGUUGUCUGCCGCCAGUUGGGCUAUGCCUUUGUGAUCAGGGCAGUCAAGAAAGCAGAGUUUGGUGAAGGACGUUCACUUCCCAUUCUUCUGGAUGACGUUCAGUGUACGGGACAUGAGAAGACCCUCCUGGAAUGUCCUCAUGCAGGCAUUGGGAAGCACAAUUGUUCACACAAAGAGGAUGCAGGAGUAGUAUGUAGCCAUGAAGAUGCUUUUUGAGACUGAACAGUAGGAUGGCCCUGUGCCCCAUUCUUAACAAUACGAAACUUCCCUGUGCUCUAAUGGGAUUAACAAAUUGGGAUAUAGGAAUCAUAAUAUGUCCAUACCAGAUGGGCACCAAAGGGAUAUAUUGUAUAUAACCACAUAUGUGGUCAAUGUUCCUUUGCCAUUUUAGAGGGUUUUUUUCUC